CGGCACGUCGGUUUCGUCACUCAUCGCAUUUCAUUCAUUCUUCAUUCAUUAAUCGUACGGGUCGGACGACGGCCGUGUCUCGUGCGAUAAACAGCUCCACCACACGCGGGGACUGUUGUUUGUUGUGUUGUUAUUUCCUUUAAUUGUUAACGCAAAUUUGUGCUAGUGCAAGCAAAAGAAAGGAGGAAAUUAAGUGUGUACACAGGGUGCUGGUAGUGAGAAAGAUGAAAGCACAGAAAAAUGAAAUACAUAAAAUGCCAUUCCUCACCACCGCCUGCUGCAAUUUUUAAAUUGCGCACCCCAUUAAUUUGAAUUAGGUUUGAAAAAAAAAACCGUUGGUGUUACAUUCGGAUCGAAGUUCGUGUGAAGUGUGUGCGUAUGUGUGUGAUUAUCGUGGAUUCGCGUGAAAAUUCAGCGCCAGCGCAAAGAAACAAAGCAGUGCACCACUAUUUCACUAAAAUAACCGUUAGUAAACGGUGCACGAGGAAAGCAAAAGCAAGCAAAGUAACAACAUAACAGUGACACCCCCCCAGACGUCUCGUACUGACGGCAGGUACGAGUGGUACGAGGCAAACACAAACCACCGGCUGCACUGUUUUUGGGGUGGUUGGCAUAGAUUCGAUGCCAUUAGCCAGCCAGUGGCAUAGCUUACCUCGGUCUUGCCUCGGUCGUAUUUGGAAGUUUGCAGUGUGCGUAUUAUGGUUACUAAACUUUGUCGUGCGGUGAUGAGGAUCGUUUAAGCAGUGUGUGUAGUUGCUGGUGCGCGCGUUGUUGCUAAUGAGAGUAAUCGAAUAUUGCCAUUGAUGUCUAAGUUGAUGUCUAUCUUGGUGCGAUCCAACUGGUACGGAAUGCAAUGUGCUGGUGGGAGGGUUGUUGGAGUGUGAAAAGCUGGUCGCGGGGGUCGUGGAAAACAUCAUAAUUGUGUAAUUUGUGCUCGGGGGAAUCGUUCGUUCCUGCUCUUUCGUUGCUGUCAACUCUCCGGCAUUAAACAACUGGCCCAACAGCGAACCCGCUUCCUCGGGAGAACCUCGUAAAGUUCCACACCUUAUUGUUAAAUCUUUACCUUGUGCCAAACUGCUGCUGCUGCUGUGUGUGUGUGUGUGUGUGCGCUGUUCGUUAACUCAAAAAUGGUUUCGAUAAGAAAUUGUUUAACAAGCAAUUGAGUCGCUACUGUGAGAAGUGUGAAGAAAACAGCCGGAUGGAAGCAGAUCUUGGGAGAUGAUCAAACACAAGAUGGAGGGCUGAGAUUGCUGUGCAGCAGCGGGUUUUGUGUUCUAGUUAGUGAGCCGCAACCACUGAUCGUUCUAAGCUGCGAGGAUCGAACACAGGAAGGCAAGAUGAACGAAUCCGAUUCGCGGCCGGACCAGCAUCACCAUCACGACGAUGGUCAGUUCUGUCGGCUGUGCUUCCACCAGACGGGCGAUCUGUGCCCGCUGUUUCCUUCGGCCAACAUUCCGAACAAAGCGCUGCUUCAUAAGAUAUUCGACUGCACCACCAUAACGCUAAGCCUGCGCGACGAUCACGAUGCAAACAUAUGCGCCAACUGUAUCGUCAGCAUCGAGGCCUUCUUCAAGUACAAAACCAAGUGCGUGGAAAACGAUCGGUUGCUACGCAAGAAGCGCGUCAGUUUCUUUGCCGGGUUGGGGUUAGCGGCCGAUCCGGGCGACCAGCCGUCCCAGUCGACGAAUCAGCUGACGCUCCUGCCGCACACUAAACGGCGCCGUUUGUCCACGAAUGGCGAGGGUGCAGCGGAUGAGCAGGACGAGGAGCUAGCCACGGUGGACCGUAAACGAUACCGAUCGGCGGCUGUUCCGGAAGAUGUAAAGAAGCCGCAAAAUGGCACCGCACUGGCGGAAGGCGCGGAUGAGGACGACGGUGCUGGCGAUGAGGAAACCCACCAGAAGAAACAGCUUGUUGCAUCGUAUCAAAUUAAGCAGGAAGCUCCGGAUCCGGACGAUGAGACCGACAACCGCAAACAGGCGUACGAGCAAGACGACGACGAGGAGGAGUACUUCAAUCCGAACCAAUUCCUAGCUCAGGAAACUAAGAUCGAUGAGGAAACGGUUGGCGAUGAGGCUGGCAACGAUGGCAGCUCGGAUGGCGAUGGAUUUGUGCCGAAUGGUGCCGAGGAUGGAUCGACGCACGUGCAUCCUUCUCCGUACGAGCGUGGUUGGAAAACGAUCGAGUUUGCACCGCAGCCAGGUUCGUCCGGGUUGAAAACGUUAAAAAUUACGGACUAUUCCAACAUCACCGGCAAGCGUGGACGACCGCAGCGGUUUAUGGCGGAAAUGCUGUCGAUGGCGGCCGGGAGCAAUAACGUGCCGCCGUACCAUCAUGGUGAAGCCGUCUAUCAGCAGUUGCAGCGAUUGAACGGGCUGGCAGCCGGAGGAAGACUUCAUCAGCCCGAUGAAGUGGCAAGGCUGCCACUGGCAUCCAACCCCACGACGAGCACUCCGUCGCGAAGCCUUGGCGGUGUGAUCGAACCGACGAAAAAGGUGCAGAAGUUCCUGGACGAUGGUUUGCGGGAGUUGAUCUACAAUGCGGGAGCUCCGAAUCCGCACUACUCCAGGGAUGGUGGAUCAACGGAUUUCAAAGUCGUGAAGGCACGCUUCAACUCGUACAACAUCAUAUUCGACGACAAUCGAUUUCUGCGCCGCAACAAGUCGGUCAGCGGUCUUCCCAAGUGGUACUGGGCGUGCAGCGUUACCGGCUGUCCGGUGAAGAUAUGUAGCUACGCCGGUCGGUUGUUUAAAACGAACGAGCUUUCGCACACGCACGCCCCCACGGAACCGGACGCCGACAGCAAGUACGAAACCAUACAGCCCGAUCCGGUCGAAGCGGAACAGUUGCAGCGACAGCUCCUGCUCCAGCAACAGCAACAGCACCAGAUGCAGCAGCAGCGUCUCCUAAGGCAGCAGCAGCAGCAGCAGCUCCUUCGCCAGCGUCAGGUAGAACUUACCCAGCGUCGUGUUGCGGCCGCAGCAGCACUAAUGGCUGCCGCCGCAGCGAACGCGUCCCGUGGCGAUACGCAGGAGCAGGAGCAUCACACAAAGCACCAGGCGGAAAGUAGAAGCGGCAGCAGUAGCAUGGAAGAAUCGAACGAUCCACGCAAGCGCUACGAACUGCGACUGGCACCCGAUGGUACGGAGCUGCUUCUGUACGCGGGGCACACGCACGGACUGAUUAUGACGCGCAAGGAUGGCGUUCGGGUGUACCGGUGUACGAGUGUGGUCGGUGGGUCGGACGAUGUGGCUGGCCGACCAUGCACGGACACGGUGUUUCUGCAAACGGACGGCCGCAUUGCGAAGGUGUGCAAGGAGGAGAGCGUCGACUACGAGAUGGAGCUCGUCCCGGUGGAACACGCACUGUCGGAACGCUAUCAUCGGGCGGCCGAAGAGGACGAUAAACGUCGCCGCCCGCAGAAGAUUAUCGUGUACGAGGGCUACCGGUACAAGUACUGCCAUGCCCGGCCCGAGGGUAGCUUCUACUGGCGGUGCGUACUGCGCCACGACACGGACUGCCUGGCGUCGAUCCAAACGAAGCGCAAUCUCGAGUUUUUGAACGUGAACGAUCAGCCGCACAAUCACGACCCGCCGGACCCUUCGGAACCGCACGAGAACGCGAUGCUGUGCGAGAUCCGGCUUCCGGUCAAGGGUGAACCGACGGAGGGGUCGACCGAUUUUAAGCUCGUCAAGAGCGGGCAAAAGCGAGAGUUUCUCAUCUACAAGGGCUACCGGUACUACUUCCAGUACGAGUCGAAGAAUGGGCGCCGGUCGUACCGGUGCACGAUGUUUAAGAACUGUCCGGCGGGGGCGUUUCUGCUGCCGAACAGCACGAUCCAGGAGGCGAAAAACUUUAUCCACACGCAUCCACCGGUCGAGGAUAUGGAUAAGUACAUCACGAAGGACAGCCUGAUCACGAGCCCGAUCAAACAUCCGUCGGACGGUGGUGCCGCCAAACGGUCGCUGGACGCGGUGGAGGAGUGGAAGAGCGCCGGAGGUGGUGCCGGUGGCAAUGGUGGCAGUGCGGGUGGCGUUGAACCGCUCAGCAAAGAUCCGGAGGUGGCGCGCCGGAACGGGUACCGAAUCAUCAAGAACUACAAAAACAAGGAGAUCAUGAUCUAUCUCGGGUGGCGUUACUUCGAGGACUACAAGAAGAAGAGCGGGGGCCAGGUGUGGCGCUGCUCGUCCCAUCGGUUGUGUCGCGGCUCGGUACACCUGUUCCCCGAUGGGUCAAUCAACUUUGCCAAGCUGGUCGAUCACAACCACUCGCCACCGAAGAAGAUCAUAAGCCACUCGUCGGUGGAUGGUGGGUUUGUGAAGGGUGGAAUGCUCGACGGUGGUGCGGCUGGCGAAGCUCAGCUGUCCCUGGCCCUGGUCGAUGGGAAUGGUGGGGUGGAGCCGGUGUUGGGUGGCGGAGGUACGUACCAUCGCUACAUCACGCACCAGGGCCACCGGUUCCGGUUCGCUACGCGCAAACGCGAAGGCACCAUUUACUGGCGGUGUGCGAUGCGCCUGGAAACGAAGUGUCCGGUUUCGUUCCACACGAAGGAGGACACGUACGAGCUGGUGAGUACGCGCAACCACGAACACAACCACCCGAUACCGGCGGUUUGGCCGGAGGUGGCCGGGGGACAGAUAAAUGAAGCGCUGCCGAAAGUGCGCAUGCCGGCCGAGGAGAUCGGGACGACCGAUUUCAUGCUGACGAAAAAUUCUAAAGGCCGCGACCUGGUGCUGUACCGGAACGGGCGCUUCUAUCUGGACUACUCGCGGAAGGAUGGGAAGAUUGUGUUCCGCUGUUCGGCGGUUUCGGGUUGCCGAGCGACAGUGCUAUUGCUGCCGAACAAAACGCUACAGGUUCCGCCCGACUUUAGCCACAAUCAUCCGACGGUCGUCGAUGGUUGGGACGGGGGAGAGUCGACGGUGCUGGACGGAAAGCCAGCCGCUCCCGCAAUGUCGGAACCAAUCGAGCUAAAGUCGGACGAAGAGGAGGAAGACGCGCCCGUCCCACAGCCGCGGGCGAGCGAAUCGAUGCUUCCGAAGAUCAUCCUCUACGAUGGAUUUCAGUUCCGCUUCAUCUCGCGCCAUCCGACCGAGCAGAGCGCCUUCUUCCGGUGCUUCAACUUUGACGCCAAGCAGAACCAGUGUCACGCCUCGCUCUACACCGACCUGAAUGGGGUCGUCGUACAGACGAAUCAGCAGCCGCACAAUCACGAGCAGGGCGAUUAUCUGAUGGGACCGGACAAGUACCACCACCAGCAGCAGCACCAGCAGCAGCGACAAAACGCACACGAUCUGAUCGGUACGCAGGACUACAAGAUCGUGAAGAACUGGAAAAACCGUGACGUGCUGGUGUUUCAAAACUGUCGCUACUUUCUGCACUACGUGCGCAAGGACGGGCGCAAGGUUUGGCGCUGUUCGGCGAUUCGUAGCUGUCACGCGGCCGUCUACCUGAAUGCGGACGGCACGGUCGAUCAGUUCCGGGGCCAGCACGUGCACGAGAUACGUCCGGAAGGUGAACCGAGGCGACGAAGGCGUCGGAAAAAGUCCGAGCUAAUGUUUCCGUACGGCGUUGGAUCGGGGGCGGCCGGUGGUAUGUUUAGCAAUGCAGCCGGAAUGCUUGCCGCGGAACUGAUGGCUCGCGGUGCUGGUGUCAGUAUUAAUGGAGCGGCUGCGUCACUGAAUGGUGGCGGCGGUGGCCAUUUGGGAUCGAACGAGUGGAUCGACUAUAGCGAUUACGGUAUACAGAUGAGCGGUUCCCCGAACGAGACAGGCGAAAGCCUAGCAGCGGGAGCAGCGGUAGCGGCCGGCCGGGCGAAUGACGAGAACGGGGCCCACUCACUGUGGGACCAGUUCGCUGCUGGACAGGGUGGAACCGAUGGGGAAGGAUUUGAUCUUGCCUACCAUUCCGUGUUCGGCAGCCAGGAAAGCUUUAACACGUAUGCCGUCCAUGCGCUUGCACAACAUCACCUGCAGCAGCAGCAGCAGCAGCAGCAGCAACGCUCAGCCGCUCGUCUUCAGCAACAGUUGCAUCAACAGCUGCUACUGAAUGGGGCUCGUGGUGGUGAUGGCCAGCAAGACCGUGCCUCCACGCAGCAGCAGCAGCAGCAGGACCACAGUGGCAGCGAGCUGGAAGAGUACGAUCUGUCCGGUGCUGCCAGCGGCGAUGAACAUCCGCUGAUCGACAUCACGCCGGAAGUGAAGAUCGAAGGUGACGACGAUCUCUGAUCUUUGGCCGGCCGGUACCGAUCGAUCAUUCGUUGCAACUUCUCACUGCAAGCAUAAACAAAAGACAACACACACAAAUCGUAUACGGGAUGAUGGGUAGAAAGGGAGGAGGGACAUUUUUCUAAAGACUUUUGGCCAUUUUUGUUAUAGAUGUACGUGUUAUUGGUAUGAGCUUCCCGUUUGUUUCUUUGUUUUUUUUUCAUAACCAUUCCUUGAGCGAAACCAGUCAAAAUUAGUUCUUACGCAGCGAGAAGCGAUCUUCUAGGAAGAAACAUUUACAAGCGUAUAGGUAUUUAGUAGGGAAAAUCGAUUUGUAAACAUUAAUAGCUCUACAUUGGCUGCACCCCUGAUCUGGGCUUGUGUGGUGGCAGAGGAAUCUGCUCGCGUGUGUUGGCAGUAAACAAACAAAAGCAAGGAGAAGGCACGAGGACCCGUUCGAUUGACGGUUCGAUAUGCUAAUUCUGGAUGUGUCUCGAACCAUCAAAAGGUUAUUCAUCUCUCUCUCUCGUUCGCGCUCCCCACAUUAGACGAGGCAGGCUCGUGCACUGUGCUAGACAAAAUAUGCGACGAUCGCCACCAACAACAUCCCCGGUGGAUAAGGGGUGUCUAGACACACGUUCGGGGUGGGUUUUUUUUUUGGUCAGAUGUCUAGCCUCGCUGGUCGGUCUCAAGGCCUUGAUCGAAACCUGUUUGAUUAGGGCAGGAGCUCGGAAGACACAGACGGAGCGAGCAUCCCAGCGAUCCCACCACCUUCCCCCCCCCCCCCCCCUCCGGUUCGGCGCUCAGUCUAGCAUAAAUUACUACCUGGUGUGUGUGUGCGUCACCAGGGUUUUGUCAUGAGACAUAGCGAAAGAAAGCAAAACAACUUUGCGGUGCCCCCUUUGCGACAAAAGCUCGCAUUGACUCAUAAUAGCGGGGUGUUUGGCCGCUGGUUCUGGUUCCGGUUCUGGAACCGAUUGUUCGUUUAUGCAAUGCCUUCUUUUGUUUUUUUAGCUUCUUUUAAUUAUUUUUAGUGUAGAAUAGAAUAUUAAAAUUAGUCAAAUGUAUAUUAGUGGAAGUGGAAAACAAGUUCUUGGAGCAAUUGUAUUAGAAUAGUUUUGUUAAGGAAUGCGCAAAAAAGACAAACAAAGUGAAAUAAGAAUAAUGGAGCAAAACGACACAUACACACAAAAGAAAGGACUUCAUUUUUUUUAAAACGCCAGUGAGACUAUUAGACAAACAAGUGAGCCUUUUAAAAAUUUCGCUUCCCGAUGGCCGUGUGUUGAAGAUUAAACUUGUUCUUUUUUGUUGUGUUGUGGUAGAAAAAUGCACUUUUUUAAUUCCAUUUUGUUAAGAGAGAGAGAGAGAGCGAUUGUUAAAUUAUGUUUAAUGUGAAAUUUUUGCAACCACAUGUGGUGUAGGAAAUGGUUUGGAGGAAUGGUCGCUUCCGUUUUAGUAAAUAAUGAGGCUAUACAUAUACAUACACGAGAGAGCGAGAAGAAGAGAGAGAGAGGAACUUCUAGGAGAAAAAUGAAGCCUGUUGUUAGAAAAUAUAAAUUAGCAAAAAAAAGAAAAUCCUUUUAAAAAAUCGUUUUGUUUUGUCAAUCAUUAGCAUAAGCAGAUAGAAGAACCAGGUAUACAGCGCGAUGGAAACAUUUAAUAGUGAGUAGUUUAGUAUGAGGAAAAACGUUAUAGCAAAUAUAUUAUACCGUAUAUGAUGAAUAUACACACACACACACACACACACACACAUAGAGAAACUCCCCAUGCGGUGAUCUAGUUGUCAUACACAAAUCUUCCAUAAAUUAGACCCCAAGCGAAACAACACAUACUCAAAAAACGGAACAAAUGUAUGUAUACUCAGCAACUCAACAGCCACGCACUGAUAACAUAGACAUACCGAUAGUACAUGGAAGCGCAUAAUACAUUACGAUAGUUGGUAGUGGAUAUAUACAACAGUGCAGCAACAGAAGAACAACAAACCAACUUAACACUUGGUAGUAUAGCAAAAGAGAGAUACAAUAUACUGAGAGAGAGAGAGAGAGAGAGAGAGAAAGAGCGAGAUGAUUGUUUACAAUAUGCAAAACCUCAUACAACAGCACAAUAGUGUAAUAGUAACGAAGUACACCAACACCUAGAGAUACUCUGGCGAUCCAACCUACUGCGAUACUCUGGGCGAAUGAUUGGACGUUGGUAGAAGCGUUGUUGUCUUUGUUAUAACCAUAGUAGGUACUUCCAACAGAACAUCAUGAUGAGCAGAUGUACAAACGCAGCAAUAGUACAUUCUAAGUAGCAGAGCCCGGAAUAAUGCAAUAAUACACGCGCAAAGCAAAUCAACAGCAUCACUGGAAGAGAAAUAGUACUAAUAAAAAAACAACAACGUAUUUAUUAUUAAAACUGUUUGGGUGUGUAUGGCUUUUUGUUUUAUUUCACUUUUCUGGAACACGUUAUUCUCGAGUGCCCGGGGUUCAUCGAUGGCCCAUGACGAUUAGUGAUUAGCGGGUCGACUCGAACCUACCGGGUUGGAGCCAUCCGUAAGCGACCCGGAAUCGUUCGGAUAGUAUUCCUAGUCCCAACGAGUUCGCGUCGACCCGGGGGUGAAGUGAGUACGAGUUGUCCUGUGAGUUCGACGAGUUCGGUUUAAUCCAUCCAUCCAUGGGUCGUCUCGGACUCGUUGCACCCACGAGUCGAACUCGAUUCCCACAGGCUCGCACCCGACUCCGGGACGAUCCGUGAAAAGAGUCGUAUGACCCAUCACUAAUGACGACCCUGUAUGUGCUGCAGCAGAUGCAGCUGGCCGAGCUUCGCCUAGAUAAUUCGAUUAGUCCUUGCCACCUUGCAACAUACCCAGAGCACAUAUUUGCGCUACAUUCCUUUUUUGAGAAGUUCACUUUUGAACGCUGGGAUGGUCUCACCAGCUCCAACAGUUAUUAAAGAUGAUCGUGAUCGUGAUCGUGACAGUGUGAAUACCAUGUUAAAAUCUUUGGCCCAGCGUUGACUGCUGACCGACUGACACUGACUCCAUCUAAUUAACUGGCUUGAUGGAGCUCUAGCAUCAGGUUUCUAGUUGCCAGCGGCUUACUGGACCUACCCUCUGCGAUCAGUAGAAUAUCGGUGUGUACGGCAUCGUCAGCUCCAUUUUCGGUGGAAUACCAAUGGCUUGAAUGCUGGUCGUUUGACAGUCGUCAAGAAGCUUCCUACUCCGUUAUUCUCUAGCAAGUAAUCUGGACAUGUUUGGCAAAGGUUUUCUAUUUAAAUUUUGCUUUGCUCUAUUUAAAUUUUUCACAACGUGAUCGUUAACCUUGGAGUGAUCGCCAUCCUGGGAUAAUGUGCUUCCAGGUUAGUCCAGUUAGUGGGGAAGCUUAGGGAUGUUGUUUGUCUUUUCUAUUCUAUUAUAGAAAUUCUAUUAUAGAAUAUUAUUAAAAAAUUCUAUUUUAUAUUAAACUUUAGCUAAAGUUUAGUUAAAGAGACGCUCCGAUACGAGUUUACGUUUUUAGCUAGAAUACAAGCAGCAAAAAAAUAAAUCUUCCGGCUUUAUUAUACAUUUUAUUCUGUUUAGUUAUGUUUUAAUAAUAUUUUAACGAUGUUUUAAAUUCUACAUAAAUUUACGACGGCGCACGAGCCACUGCAUUCGAAAACUUUAACAAGCUAAUUAAGAAGACAUUUUGUAGGAUAAAGAUAUUGUUCAUCCCUGACAAACUAUGCACCCUUACUCGCUAUACUCACUUUUUUUUAAAGUAUUCAUAACUUGCAAUGUUUUAGCUUAAUGCUAUAAUGCUCUAUAAUGUAAAAGUCUGUCUGCAUGCAUUAAUCUCGUUUGGAUCGAUGUUUUUUUUUAUUCGUGGUAACUGCUAUUAAAAUGUGAUGUUCAGUAGAGACUACUUAACCACACAGGAAUGUUGGUAUCUCAAGGGGGAAGAAAUGCACUCCAGAACACUUCCACAGUGCGUCAGUUUAAGUAGUACAACUAUACGAUCUGCUUCACUGUGGAAAAUAACUUUCCCUCUACUCAACUCUACAAUGCUCCGAACGAUUGCCAUAUGAUGGCUUUCUACAUUUUUCUACAUUUAUAGCUAAGAAAGAAAGGUCAGUCCCAGAUUAGAAUCGAACCCCACGAUCGUCGGUGUGUUAAUUCACCGAGCGUCGAAGUGCGUGACCGACAGGAUACCUCUACAUGACUAGGAUAUGCUAAAAAUGUGUUUUUGUCUUAAAUUUUUGCUUUAAGUUCAACGUGCUUUGCAGUAACAGUUUUAUAAAUAAAACAGGGUUCGCCAUAUUUAUAUCAGCAAAUCUCAUCCAAUUUGAGGCACGGGUUCCUUCCCUUUUUUUCUAACAAGUUUCAUGUAUGUUGGAACCGAAAUUGACAGUGUAGAAGGAGAAAUGUCAUCGUGAGGCGGAGCCCUGUAAAGGUCCAAACAAUUGAAGGGUUCCGUGGGAGGAAGAGAAAACGAUGCACAAGCGAGCUAUCAGGCAGUUAUCGUUCAGUUGCCGCCAAGGAAGCACUAUUUUGAAAUUGUAAAUCAUUUGUACGAUCCGAAUGUUUGCGUGAAUAAAGUAGAUUUACCGAA
Messenger RNA from Anopheles stephensi (Asian malaria mosquito), 10774 nucleotides. RefSeq lists its product as uncharacterized. The record is from RefSeq and is a predicted model, not a curated record. The transcript is spliced from 3 exons. NCBI's taxonomy places the organism in Eukaryota, Metazoa, Arthropoda, Insecta, Diptera, Culicidae. Gene Ontology annotation, cellular component: nucleus. Bases 1338 to 6227 code for a protein of 1629 amino acids. Gene Ontology annotation, molecular function: zinc ion binding.